UCUCUCUCUGCGCUGCCUCCUCACAUGGCAGAGUCUCACAUGGCAGAGUCUUCCAAUCAUUCUGAUGAACAAGCUCUCAUGGCUUUCAAAGCUGCUAUCUCUCACGAUCCAUAUAAUUCCUUACUCCAUUGGUCUCCCAAUCACACCUUCUGUAAUUGGCCUGCCAUUACCUGCUCUUCUCGUCGACAGCGUGUGGUUUCCUUGAAUCUCACUGGUAUGGGAUUACUUGGCCCCAUCUCUCCCUUUCUCGGAAAUCUUUCCUUCCUCAGAGUACUUGAUCUCAAAACUAAUAGUUUCCAGGGCCACAUUCCAUAUCAGCUUGGAAGGCUAUUUCGCUUGAGAUGGCUUCGGUUGUCUUUAAACAAUUUAAGUGGAAGCAUUCCACCUGAAUUUAGUCUUCUUUCAAAUUUAGAAGCCAUAGGAUUAGGAGGAAACAAAUUGACAGGUAUUAUCCCACCUUUCUUAGGAAACAUGUCCCUUCUAAAGAUCCUUGACUUGUCCGAAAAUACACUCCAAGGUGGUAUUCCUGCCGAGUUGGGUAUGCUUAGUCAGCUAAACUGGCUUAAUCUUUGCAUCAACAACUUCAAUCCGAGUUCGAUCCCCCUCCCCCUUUCAAAUUGCACUCGUCUCCAAACUUUGGAGCUCUGUGAUAACAACUUAAACGGCCCAAUUCCAUGGGAGUUUGGAAGGCUGUCAGAGCUGCAAAAAGUGGUUUUGUGGCAAAAUCAACUCAGUGAAGAAAUACCCUGCUCAGUGGGGAAUUGGACUCAGUUGGAAGCGCUGGAUCUGGGGAUCAACCAACUGAGCGGCACAGUGCCCCUGGAAUUUGGUAAAAUGCAGCAGCUGAGAUGGUUUUAUUUGUGGGGAAAUAAUUUUGUAAGUGGAAGCAGCGGUCUGCCUAUUCUAACAGUGCUAACUAAUUGCUCCAGCUUGGAAAUUCUUGAAUUGGGAUAUAAUCAUCUCACUGGCGUCUUGCCCACUUCAGUUGGUCGCCUUUCAAAUUCACUCUCUGCUUUAUCUUUGGACAGAAAUGAAAUUGGGGGAAACAUACCAAAUGAGAUUGGUAACCUAACAAACCUGGCAACAUUAGAUCUAAGUGCAAACCGAUUCAAUGGGACCAUUCCAUCUGCACUUGGCAAACUUCCAAAUCUGGAAAGAUUAUAUCUAGAGGCAAACAAUUUGCAGGGAAGAAUUCCAGAAAGUUUUGGACAAUCAAUAAGGCUUGGAUUGUUGUCACUCAGUGAGAAUAUGCUUUCAGGCCAAAUUCCAGAUAGUCUUGGCGAGCUUGCACAAUUAAGAGACCUUAUUCUUUAUCGCAAUCAACUAUCAGGCAAAAUACCUGCCAGUUUAGGGAAAUGUAAGACAUUGGAGAUGGUGGACUUUUCCCACAACAAACUAACAGGAGACAUACCUCCUGAAGUUGCAGGUCUUCAAAAUCUCCAGUUGUAUUUCAAUGUUUCCAACAAUUUCUUGCAAGGUUCUAUUUUGGAAAUGAGUAAAAUGGUUAUGGUUUUAGCUAUAGAUCUUUCUCAAAACAAUUUCUCGGGUGUCAUUCCUAGUGCACUAGCAAGCUGCAAGGGUUUGGAACAUCUAAAUCUUUCUUGGAAUGCAUUUGAGGGGCCAAUCCCUGCAUCACUAGCAGAUCUGCAAAAUCUGCAGGACAUGGAUCUUUCUCGCAAUAAUUUGUCAGGUAUGAUACCGGUGACUUUCAAAAAGAUGAAAAUGCUCCGACAUCUCAAUCUCUCUUCAAACAAGUUGACUGGAGAGGUCCCAAAGGAAGGAGCUUUCGCAACACUCGAUGCCUCAGAAGUUAUGGGAAAUCUUGGCCUCUGUGGUGGAUGGAUAAACUUGCCACCAUGCCCUCAUUCCAAUCACAAACAGCCAUCAGUCUCCAAAAAGGUGAUUAUUCCUGUCAUAGUAGGCAUUGCAAUUUUGAUCAUGUCUCUUCUAUUGGUAGUAUUUUCUUAUAUAUUAUGGAGACAUUCUAGUACCCCUGCUCUCAAUGUAUGGCCUCCAAAAAUUUCAUAUGAAGAACUUGUAGAUGCAACUGGUGGGUUUAGUGAUGAAAAUCUGUUAGGAAUUGGUAGCUUUGGGUCAGUUUAUAAAGGGAUUCUAAAGAAUGGUACAAUUAUUGUUUUAGCAGAGAAUGCAAUGCAUUAAAGAGAGUUCAGUAUCGUAAUGUAAUAAAAAUCAUUUCAGCAUGCUCCAA
Messenger RNA from Cryptomeria japonica (Japanese cedar), 2209 nucleotides. RefSeq names its product LRR receptor-like serine/threonine-protein kinase FLS2. The coding region runs from base 25 to 2160 and encodes 711 amino acids. The transcript has a single exon. Lineage: Eukaryota; Viridiplantae; Streptophyta; Pinopsida; Cupressales; Cupressaceae. Gene Ontology annotation, molecular function: protein binding. The record is from RefSeq and is a predicted model, not a curated record.